AUGAUGUCGCCCCCCUCUGCUAGGACCUCUGGCAUUUCGUACGCGCUACGCGCGGACAUGGACGCACUAAGGGAGCUUGUCAAUCUCUACGAGCGUCAUUUGAACGAAAAUACGGCCACCGUCAACUCACUCCCUGUGGAGAUCCUCCACUACAUAUUCCACCUCGUCGCAGAGGAAGAUAUACCCUGCCCACCCAUUGACCAACGCGCCCGCACCGAGUUUCUUCGGGACUGGCAAGUCACGCGCAUGGUCCAAGAGAGUUACGAGCCUCAGUCUCUGUGGGAUCGUGGGGGGAACAUUGGCUGGAUACGCCUUGGACAUGUGUGCGCGCAUUGGUAUCACGCCCUGGCCACCGCGUCGUCUUUGUGGGCAGGGGCCCUUGGAUCACUCCCUUUAGCGCUCGACGCCAUGAUGGAACUUGCCGGGCCGGUGACACCGCUUACGUUGAGCGUCUACCGAUCCACAUAUCGUCUUCACUCUUUGGAGGUUUUCAUGCGGUUGUUCUCCGGCCAGUCUGGAGAUGCGCUCGCACAACGCGUGCGCCAUAUUGACCUUUUCGAUAUGAUGGGCGAUACCAUGGAACUCAUGGACCUAUACAUUGAUUCACACGCGUUUCCUCUCCUCGAGUCCGCCACAAUACGGAUCAACACGCAUCUGAGCACCUUUCCUUUGGCAACCCGCCCUUCCUUUGAUGCACCACACCAUCGCUCCCUGAAUCUUUUCGGGGUGUAUCAUACCUGGAUGUCAGAAACCCUCACGUGUCUUGCCAUCGGUGCGAAUGGCAUGAAUCCUUUGUCUCUCGAAGACGAGCAUUUUGAUCUUAUAUUGGACCAGUCGGCAUCGAAGCUCAGAGAGCUCCAUCUUUUCCAUUGCUUUGGCGAGGCUUCUCUUGGGAGCUUCAUUGCAAUCAGGACGAACGAGAAGGGGACCAUCUCUUCCCGAGCGUCGCGCUCGAUCUACAUGCCUCACCUGGAGCUGCUCAGUUUCGGAGCUCGGAUCCAAGAGGGGACCGAGGUUCAUGAAGUUGACACCAGCUUGUACCAGGCUCUCUGCUUCCUGCGCACGAUCGUCGUGCCGCACAACGCUCGGUUAUCUUUCUCGGUCGAUAUCAGCGCGCCCAUGAUGGGACCUGCCAAUUCGAUUGUCGAAAGCCUGUGGCGAUCUUGCUUAAAAGCGACCCCGCAUCAUACAUAUACUGGUGUAUGUCUCGAAAAGGAACAUCUCAACAACCCCGAUCAUUUCGCGCAGUUGACGCUGAAGUUGCAUUCUGGCGCGUCCAGCACCCUCCCUAGUACGGGUUCCUCAGAGGCUCAAAUCAGACCUCUCGCGCGCUCCCGUUCCCCAUUGUCAAUCACCUUCCACAGUCUCCCCGGCCCGAAUGGCUAUCACUCUCCAACACCUGACCCCGAAUACCUGGCACCGCUAGUCAGCGUCCUUGACCCUAUGCACAUCACGACGUUCGAGCAUCGUGGCGAGGGCGUCUAUCCGGAUCCGCGCGGGAUGAGGCAGGAAGCUGAAGGUGGCAUUGCCACGGACAUGUAUAGGAACCUGCUAUACGCAUGGCCCAAUGUCCGUUCCUUCAUCCUCCACGACCCUCACAGGCAAUCAGAAGGUGGAAUGAUGGCGCCCGUCAUGAGUCUGCUGUGCUCGAACAUCUUCCCCGUUCUGAACACGGUUGUCCUGUAUGGAGACGUCGAUCUGGUAUGCCUUGCGAGGCAGCUUAGCCUGCGCAAGCAGGCAUUCGACACGAUGAACCAGCCGUAUAUGAGGCUGCGGCAGUUGUCAAUUCGUUCCCAGACUCGCGAUCAGAUGUCUGCACGGGACAAUCAAGCGCUCGAGAAGUUGGGCGAGCUCGCGGACGUCGAUCUGCGUUGA
Molecule: messenger RNA, 1875 nt
Organism: Peniophora sp. CBMAI 1063
Lineage: Eukaryota; Fungi; Basidiomycota; Agaricomycetes; Russulales; Peniophoraceae
Source: the annotation of a GenBank genome assembly